GACGCAGUGACUUUCUCCGCCACAUUUAUUUUCAAACACAAUUUUGAUUUUUAUACUUCAUUUGAUUGACAUUCAUUUGCUUUAGUGAAGUUUUAAGUGUGCCAGGAACAACGCACUCUUCUUGCAAGGGUUUACAAGUGAGUAGAAUUGUCUGGUAAUCGCAAGCGACCCACCACCGCCGCCUCGAAGGUGGCAACGUGAAGUUUGUUGACAGCGGGAACCUGUGUUGUUGUUGUUCGGAUUGACGUUGUAAACAAGGAGACUUUCAAGUCCGUCAGUUUGCCCAUAGGGCUGGACAGACUAUGGCAUCAAAGUGUGACACUGUACGGAGUUUGAGUUAUACGAUACACAAGUGCUCAAGUUUUUCGUCAAAUUACGUCCCAGAAAACAUUAAAGUUGACAGAUCAAGUGAUCAAGCGUCGAGAUGGUCAUCUGAUUCCAAUAAUCCACCCCAGUUUCUUACAUUGAAACUUGCAAAGCCAGCCAUUGUGGAGACAGUUACCUUUGGGAAAUAUGAGAAGACCCACGUCUGUAAUCUUAAAAAGUUUAAAAUCCUUGGCGGGUUGAAUGAGGAUCACAUGAUUGAACUUUUGGAAAGUGGCUUGAAGAAUGAUCAUAUUCCAGAAACAUUUUAUCUCAAAAGCGAAAUAGACGGCAACUCAUUUCCAUGCAGAUACAUAAAAAUAGUUCCCCUGCAAGCGUGGGGCCCCAGUUUUAACUUCAGCAUUUGGUAUGUGGAUCUACGUGGUGUAGAUAAUCCUGAUGCUGUAAAGCCGUGUAUGAACUGGUAUAACACUUAUAGAGAAAGGGAAGCAAUCCGUCUCUGUUUGAAGCAUUUUCGCCAAAAAAACUACACAGAAGCAUUUGAGGCCUUACAGAGGAAAACAGAUACAGUAUUGGAACACCCUGUCUUGACAGAACUACAUAACCUUCUGGUCCACAAUGGUGAUUUUGCUGCAUGUGAAGAACUUGUGAGCAAAGCUUGCCAAGAGGGGCUGUUCAAUCACUACAUCAGUCAGCAAGAUUACAAACCAAAGUGGUGCUCUCUGGAACAAUCCAGUAAAGGUUCUGACGUGUGUGGAGAGAACAGACCUGGGAUGAGGGGAGGUCAUCAGAUGUCCAUUGACAUACACACAGAGACAAUAUAUUUAUUUGGGGGAUGGGAUGGUAACCAGGACCUUUCUGACUUGUGGUCGUAUCACGUCCCCACUCAGCAGUGGACUUGUAUAGCCAGGAACACAGAGGAAGAGGGAGGCCCCAGUCCACGUUCCUGCCACAAGAUGUGUCUGGAUUACGAGAGAAAACAGCUGUUUACUGUGGGAAGAUACCUUGAUGGGACAAUGAGGCAGCCCGAAAACCUGAAGGGCGAUUUUUACAUGUAUGACCUUGGCUCCGGGAAGUGGACAUUAAUUACAGAGGACACGGCGGCCAUGGGUGGACCAAGACUUAUCUUUGACCACCAGAUGGUCAUGGAUGUUGAGGGCCAAACCAUCUAUCUCUUUGGGGGCCGAAUUCUAACAGCAUCAAGUACAUCUGUUGACAGUGAGCGAUCACAUGAGCCGUUGUUUAGCGGUCUAUUCUCAUACCAUGUGCCUACUAAUACCUGGCGGAAGUUGAAAGACGACUGCCAUGAGCUGCGCUCCAGGAUUGCACAUUCAAUGCUAUUUCACUCAAAAAAGAGGCUGCUGUACAUUUUUGCUGGACAAAGAUCUAAGGAGUACCUUAAUGACUUUUUAUCAUACAAUAUCGACACGGGCGAAAUAGAAGUUGUCUCAGAUGGACAGAAGAAAGAUGGAUCACAAGUGCCCUCAGCUGGAUAUACUCAAAGGGCUACCAUUGACCCAGAGAUGAAUGAAAUUCAUGUUUUGUCUGGUCUAAGUAAAGAUAAGGAGAGGAAAGACAACGUGAAGAAUUCCUUCUGGGUGUAUGACAUUGAAAAAAAUAAAUGGUCUUGUAUUUACAAAAACGAGAACUCUGGUCAAAGUUAUUGGACAAAGAUGCAGCAUGUAGAACCUGUUCCAAGGUUUGCACACCAGCUUGUUUAUGACCAUGCACGAAAGGUCCAUUAUUUAUUUGGUGGCAAUCCAGGAAAAGACAUCAUACCCAAAGUGAGACUGGAUGACUUUUGGUCACUUAAGUUGUUCCGUCCAUCUACUGAACACUUAUUAAGGCGAUGUAAGUACCUCAUCAGGAAGUUUCAGUUUCAAGAGAUGGCAUGUAGUAAUCCAGUGAGGGCCCUUACCUACCUGCAAGCUGACCUCGCCGCUGUUGUUGAUCACAGUGACCCAGAAGAAACAAGGGAGUUUCAGUUGUUGGCAUCUACCUUGUUUAUGGAGGAUAGUGAUGACCAGGAGAUGCGAGAAGACUUGGGUGUCAGUGAGCACUAUCAUAGCCGGACUAAGCUGUUUGAUAUGCUUGUGAAUUUCUUCCCAGAGUCCAUGACCCAGCCCAAAGGAAACCUUGUAGACCUAAUAACAUUAUGUUAACAGGCUACCUUGUGUUUAUACCAGAUAAUCAGUAAAACUGCCAAGGUGACCUUCCUUGUUGAUUCUGCUAAAAUUGGAUGCCCUUCAUGUGUGAUUGGAACAAGUUUCUUUUAAGGUUAUGUGCAAUUUUAAGCUUGUUUUGAAAUGGGCUAUGAUCAGAAGAGCUCCUGUCAUUGGUUAUUCAGAGGUCAGUUUCUCGCUGGAGAUUACAAUAUUUUGAAUCCUAACAUGUUCAGGUAUAUGAUAUAAUGAUGCUAUUUAGUGAUAUGUAUGUAAUUAUAGUACAUUUAUAUCUGUCUUGCCAAAGACCUGUCCAGUAUUUUUUUAUUGAUCAGACUCUUUAAGUUGAUUAAGAAAUACAUGUAAAGUGAGAAAAUCCCUCUGACCACAAGGGUUAGUCUAGUAGCCUGCCUGUGGCACGUCUGUAGUUUGCUUGGGUUGAGUCAGUGGUGUGCUAGCAGAGCAAGGUUGUUUUGCUUAGAUUGUCCUCAGCAUGAUUUAUAUCAGCUCUCAAAUAAUUCUGACUUCCUUUGGCUGUUUAUCUCAUGAACAAUACAGAUCAUAAGACCAGAAAUAAAACAGAUGUCACUCAGAUCACCACACAAACUUUACCAGCCCCCAUUUCCAAUCAUGUGACUGAAGUGCUAUAGCCUGGCACGACUCCCUUUCUCCUUCCAAAAUGGCUGCCUGCGAAGUUUCACUUGGUUCAUUAGUAACUGAAUGAUGUAAAAUCAGAAUUAAAGAAAAUCUGUUUUUGUAGCUUACAGCUUUUGCAUACUGAGGACACCACACUUGAAACACACCUGAGUUCCAAGUGAGUGAGAAGAAGAGUACAUAUGUGUAUUUCUAAGCAACACGUUGAGUUCAUUAAAAUCUACAAAGGCUAAUAUAUCAUUUUAAGAUAAUUGGCUCACAUCUAAACAUAUUUAAUUCUUGCUAUGACCUGUUCAGCCUGGGUAAAUUGAGUUUGGUUCAAAACUAUAUAUGUAACAUAAUGACCAAUCAUAGUGUCUGUCUUACAUGUCAGUGCACAAGGCAGGCCUGAGGUCACAUGACCACUCACCAUUGAUUUAGGAACAAGUGACCAGAUGUGCUGAGGAAUUUCUUUGGUGACUUUAGUUAAGACUAACCUGUAACUGUGGCAAAUUACUUGCACUGUUCAAGGAGACUGUUACAUGAGAUUUUAUUCCUUUCAUUCUAUGAGCACUUAAGGUGGUAAAUUUUUAUUGGUUGUGCUGUGUUGUGACAGUGAAGUCAUAGGGAAUGAAAACUGUUAAAAGUCAUCUAUUGUAUUUCAUCUAAAGUUUGGUAUGUAUAAAUUCACUUUCAGUCAGAAUAUGUUAUUUGAAAAAUGCUAAGCUUCAGGUGAAAUACAGUAAGUUCCAUCAGUCAGUGAGAAACAUUUUUGAGAAUUGAUAUGAAUUGUAUAUAUAUAUUGGUAUAUAUCCAAUUUCAAAAGAAAACCUCUGAAGUACAUUUGCCCAAACAAUACUUAAAUUGAUAAUGUAGAAGUAAAAGCAUCUCCAUGCAGUUUCUACUGUUUACUCCAGUUUUUGGUCCUCGUGCCCCUAACUUUAUCUUAAUGAUAGCCUGGCAUGAGAAUAGAAAGCUAGUGUAAAAUGUUGAUACUACUCUGAAGAUGCCUUUGCUUGUUGAUGUUAUUAUUAUUGAACCCACAUAUAACUAUGAAUAGUAUAUCAAUAUCAGGGUUAUGUAAAUGGCUAUGCACUUGUAUCUUGGUGAGGUCAUUCGGUUUUAUAUUGACAUGAAUUAUGCAACAGAAGAAUGCAUCCUUAUUAUGACUUGU
This is a messenger RNA of Liolophura sinensis, 4293 nucleotides long. RefSeq names its product muskelin-like. Bases 303 to 2486 code for a protein of 727 amino acids. Gene Ontology annotation, cellular component: cytoplasm. Gene Ontology annotation, molecular function: protein binding. Lineage: Eukaryota; Metazoa; Mollusca; Polyplacophora; Chitonida; Chitonidae. The record is from RefSeq and is a predicted model, not a curated record. The transcript has 21 exons.